Messenger RNA from Priceomyces carsonii, 1059 nucleotides. It is a transcript of the gene KAR4, whose product is annotated as Kar4p. Gene Ontology annotation, molecular function: mRNA binding. Gene Ontology annotation, cellular component: RNA N6-methyladenosine methyltransferase complex; nucleus. The coding region runs from base 1 to 1059 and encodes 352 amino acids. The record is from RefSeq and is a predicted model, not a curated record. Lineage: Eukaryota; Fungi; Ascomycota; Pichiomycetes; Serinales; Debaryomycetaceae. The transcript has a single exon.
AUGGCAUCAUCUAGAAAAGAUUUAGGAGGAUUACCCAAUAAAUAUACUUAUAGUAAAUUUGGCUCUAGAUCCAAUCAAAAUAAAAAUCAAGAAGAUACAAACAAUAGAGGUAAUACCUACAGAAAUGACCAAAAGUUAUUUAAAGAUAACGACUACUCAAAUAACUAUGUUCACUCGGGUACCUUACCGACCAGAUACAUCCGAAAUAGCAAUAAUCCUUUAGAAGGUUAUCCAAAGCUCAAUAGGCUCCACCAACUUAAAAGAAAGCAGAUUCUUAAUCAUUCUACCAAGCCAUAUGGUGCAAGAGUAAGCAGCAGCGAAAUUAUUCCAACUCUAAACAAAUGGAUUGACACAUACGGUUUAAAAUUCGACGUUAUAAUGAUUGGCGCUCUUAUAGAAAACCAAUUUAUUUUACCACUUUUGAUGAAUUUACCGAUUCAUAAACUUUGCUCGAGACCGGGGUAUAUGUUCAUCUGGGCUACUACACAAAAAAUACAAGAGUUGACCAAAUUAUUAAACAAAGAUAGUUUUAACAAGAAGUUUAGAAGAUCAGAAGAGUUGAUUUUUCUUCCAUUGAAUAAAGAGUCGCCAUAUUACCCUUCAGAAGAUGACGCAUCUGGAAUUCCGUUACUCGAGAGGCAGCAGUGGCAUUGUUGGAUGUGCAUCACAGGUACUGUGAGAAGAUCAACCGAUAGUCACUUGAUUCACUGCAAUAUAGAUACAGAUUUACAAAUUGAAUCCGAACAAUCUGCAAGUAAUAACGUAGUGCCUGAUUCUUUAUACAGAGUGGCCGAAAAUUUCUCUAAUUCAAACAGACGUCUUCAUAUCAUUCCAACCAAAAUAGGAUACAAUUCUCCCAUAAAAUUGAGAUUGGGAUGGGUCAUAAUGAGUCCAGAUGUCCUCAUUGAUAAUUUCAAUCCUCGUGGACUAGAAGAAGAGCUAUUUUCAAAGUCUUUAGUGAGUUAUAAGAACAAUGUAAACAACCCACAGUUUUUGGUUCCGCAGACUGACGAAAUAGAAGAAUUGCGACCCAAAAGUCCAGUUGCAUCAAAAUCUUGA